This is a messenger RNA of Kwoniella botswanensis, 1335 nucleotides long. RefSeq lists its product as uncharacterized. The coding region runs from base 1 to 1335 and encodes 444 amino acids. The record is from RefSeq and is a predicted model, not a curated record. The transcript has 7 exons. Gene Ontology annotation, molecular function: FAD binding; sulfide:quinone oxidoreductase activity. Lineage: Eukaryota; Fungi; Basidiomycota; Tremellomycetes; Tremellales; Cryptococcaceae. Gene Ontology annotation, cellular component: mitochondrion.
AUGUCCGUCCUUCCCAAAUCUCUCCCUUCGCUCGCUAGAUUAGCGUCCACCUCUGCCGCUGGAAAGCACAAGGUCGUCGUCAUUGGUGGUGGUGCUGGUGGUCUUGCUGCUGCCAACCAGAUAUACAAUGCUUUCCAAGCCCAAGGCAAGACUCUCGGUGAUGGUGAUGUCGCCAUUAUCGAUGCCGCUAAGAAUCACGAUUACCAACCAGGAUGGACCAUCGUCGGAUCAGGUUUAGCUUCAAAGGAGACAUACAGAAGAUCCCUCGACUCGUUGAUCCCCCAGCAAUUCGCUCAUAUCCCUCAAAACGCCUCAGGCUUCGAACCUGGAGCUAAUCAAGUGGUCCUCGCUGAUGGAAGCAAGGUCUCUUACGAUUAUUUGGUUGUUGCCGCCGGUAUUCAAAUAAAUUGGGACAACAUCAAGGGACUUAAACAAGCCAUCGCCGAUCCCUCCAAAUCUAAAGUCUCUACUAUCUACUCUUACGAGACUGCCGACAAGACAUGGGAUUUGGUUAGAAAACACAAGGGAGAGGGAGAAGCCAUUUUCACUCAACCUUUCGGUGUCAUCAAAUGUGCAGGUGCUCCCCAAAAAAUGGCAUACAUGGCGGACUCAUUCUGGAAAUCCCAAGCUGAGACUUCCAACAACCACUCAACCUUCAUCACCGGUAUGCCCACCAUGUUCGCUGUUCCCCAUUACUCCAAGGCUUUGGAUGCUAUCAGACAGAAGAAAGGUAUAGAUGCAUUGUUUAACACCAACUUGGUAGAAAUCCGACCAGACGAGAAAGUAGCCGUGUUCGAGGUAGUCGCUGGUGAAGACAAGGGAAAGAAGAUUGAGAAAGAAUACGGAUUGUUACAUGCCGUUCCUCAGAUGGGUCCCUUGGAUUGGAUCAAGAAAUCUCCAUUGGCAGAUUCAGUAGGGUGGGUGGAUGUAGAUCAAGGUACUCUCCAACACAAGAAGUAUGAGAAUGUCUUUGCUUUAGGUGAUUCUUCUUCUCUUCCUACUUCUAAGACCGCCGCUGCUAUCACCGGCCAAACCCCCGUCCUCACCCACAACCUCGUAACCCUGAUGGAAACCGGUAAAGUCGGUGACGCGAUCUACGACGGAUACACUUCCUGUCCUUUGUUCACUGGACGAGGUGAAUUGUUACUUGCCGAGUUUAAAUAUGGUGCUCAGAGGAAAGAGAGUUUCGGUAGAUUCACCGAUCAAGCCGUUCCCAACAGACUCUUCUACCACCUCACCAAAGACCUCAUGCCCCGAGCCUACUUCUCAAGAAUGUUGAAAGGUAACUGGUACGGCCCAAGAGGUAUUUUCCCUCCUCAAUUCUUGCCUUCUUAG